Molecule: messenger RNA, 3644 nt
Organism: Megalobrama amblycephala (Wuchang bream)
Lineage: Eukaryota; Metazoa; Chordata; Actinopteri; Cypriniformes; Xenocyprididae
Gene: mamdc2b
Product: MAM domain containing 2b
Exons: 14
Coding region: 1076-3121 (681 amino acids)
Cellular component (GO): membrane
Source: RefSeq, a predicted model, not a curated record
GGUCACACUCUGCUCUUAGGGUGGUAACAUGUGGAAAAUACACAUAUGGACUGACCAGAGGGCAGUCCUACAUAUGGAGGAAUUUCUGGGGUAGGUCCUACCUGAAAGGGGAUGGAACUACUACAGAAGCAGAGAGGGGGCAGAGCAAGAUCUGCCAAGGGAAAGACACUGGAAAAAUACACAUACGGGAUUACCGAAGGAGAAUCACAACUGCUAACGAAGAAUCUAGCCCAGUACAAGGGCUGGCCGACUAGGCAUGCACUCGAGUACUUGGUCAGAUGAGGACAGGAAACGAAGAAUGCAUCCAGGAAUGCACUGACGGAAAGGCAUCUUUAAAAAGACGCUAGCCGUCUGUUUGCUCUUUUAGGGAAACUGCUCUAAAUAAAUUAUUGCUCGUCUGAAGCGCCCAGGGGGGAAUCGCUGCUCUUAUCUGUGCAGUACACCGGCAAAACACCUGAAUUUAAAAAAAUAGUGAGCAUGAAUAAAUACUGCAAUAUUCCAUGCUAAAAUAAGAACUGUCAAUGCAUUUCAAUGCAGAUGUGUUCAUAUCAUUAGUAAAUGUUUCAUAACUAGAACACAGUUCUUACAGGAUUCUUGCCUGAAUAACACGAGAAGAGAGAGAUAUUUUAGUGCUCCAGUUGGCACAGUAUAGUGGAAAUACUUUACAAGUGAGACUCUACAAGACUGUCUGAUUUCAAGAUGUCACAUACAAAUUUAAAGGAAGAAAACAAAGACCUGCCCCAUAUGGAUCUGAUCUAAAAAUCCAACCGAUGUAACUGAUAUUCAUGGGAUGGAUUAUUGAUAUGAAAGUGUGUUUCAAGGUGAAGCGGUCAGCAGAUCUGAGGUAAGAAAAGGGAACCUCUGAAUCUGGUCAACAUUACUGAAACCCUCUUCCUUCUUCCCUCCCUUUUUCUUCUCCAGCAGCCAGACAGAAGGAUCACAUCUGAGCUUCGUUUAUAUGCUGCCAGUGUAAAAAAGCAGGACAGGAUGAGAGAGUGAAGUCUAGAUCUCUAGUUCUAGUUCUCUUUUGCCAGAACAGGUCUUCAUCUUUGCAGGACAAAACGUAGGAGAGAAGAUGUUUUCUUUCUAUGUUCUGAGCUUUAUUGUGACAGCUAAAGCAGAGCUUUUGCCAGGUUCCUGCAGCUUUCAGGAGAGCAUAUGUGACUAUAUGUCUGACCCGGCCUUUCUCAGCUGGACCCUCAACCCAUCAGGACACUUCAUCACAGUUGACGAGCGCGUCCAGGAGGAUCAGGGAAAGGCUGUUCUUUUAGGUCCAGAUGUGGACCAACAGGACUGGAGCUGUUUCAGGAUGGUCUAUCAGGUCACAGGCAGCGCUUCCCUGCAGGUGCAGAAGCGCACAGACGGAGAGAGUUUCGAUCAGGUGCUCUGGAAGACCCAAAGCCCGUCUGACAGCUGGCUCAUCGCCAGCAUUGACCUUCAGAACUCUACCGAAACAUUUAAGAUUGUCAUUGAAGGCAAACUGGGAGAAGAAGGAGGCAGCGUGUCCAUCUUUGAGAUAAAGAUCUCUGACAAAUAUUGUAUAGAAUGUGACUUUGAAGAAGCUCACCUGUGUGGAUACACAAACCAGAGGAACAGAUAUAUGAACUGGCGUGUGGGAAGAUCAGAUGAUGCUACACUGAUAAAUGGAACAGGUCAGUACAUGUAUGUGGACUCUACUGACACUAAAAGCUUCCAGGAGGUGGCCGAGCUGGUGUCUCCAAUGACCACAGUGCCCAUGUCGGGCUGCUUGAGCUUCCAGUACCAACAGUAUCAUGCCGGGGACCAUCUGUUCUCCCUUUUCAGCAGGGAUCAGGCUGGACAAUAUCAGGAACUAUGGAGAGCUGAUCUACCUGAAAACAACCACGUGGACUGGAGUCCAGAAGCCAGGGUCUGGAUACCUGUACAAGUGGACCUGAAAGCUCCUUAUCCUAUGGAGUUGGUGUUUGAGGUGGCGUUCAACAGUCCUCAUGGAGGAUACGUGGUUCUUGAUGACAUUUCCUUCUCUCCAGAGUUCUGUAAUGCAGGCACAGAGCCAACGUUUGAUCCAUCUAUUGCAAACUGUGACUUUGAGUCAGGAUAUUGUCAGUAUGUCCAGACACUGAUGGGUAAUCAACUGUGGAGGAGAGUGUCUGUCAGGCCCAACAUCUACAGCGCUGGAGACCAUACGACAGGAGCAGGAUCCUUUUUGUUGGCAAACUCUCGCUUAAGUUUACGUUCUGGAUAUGUCAGCCGUGUGUUUGGCCCGCCAAUGCCAGGGAAUCAGAAAUACUGCCUGAAGUUCUUCUACUCCCUGCAAAGUCUUAGUGGAACAGAUCAAGUCCUGUCAGCGUAUCUGUAUUACAGUGAUGGUACUAAACAAGAACAAAUAUGGAGCCAGAAUGAGAAGAUAAGAAAUGUUUGGAUUGCAGUUGAACUGACCAUUCAAAGUCAGAAGAAUUUUCAGGUGGUUUUCAUCAGUACAUGCAAAAAUGUUUGGAGUUGUGGUUCUGUUGGUCUUGAUGACAUUAAAGUCACCCUUGGGGACUGUGCACUGUUAAACAAGCAAGCAUCUUCUCUGUCAGCCCCAUCUCACUGUGACUUUGAGACUGGUCUUUGUGGAUACACUCAGGACAAAGGAGACUCAGGCGACUGGACACUGGCCAGAGGACCCACACCAACAUCCUACACAGGGCCAAGAGGAGACCAUAGCACUGGAAUGGGUCAUUAUUUGCACAUUGAGGCAUCAGUGAUGCUGCCCAGUCACAAAGCGCGGCUGCUCUCCAGCUCUCUACGUGGAUCUAGAGAACCACAGUGCUUGCAGUUCUACUACCAUAUGUAUGGAUCAGGGAUUGGCCAGCUGAGCGUUUACCUCCUGACUGAACAAGAAAAUGAGGACAAAUUAUUGUGGACGAGCCACGGAGAACAGGGCAUGUCCUGGCUCAGAGCAUCAGUAAACUACCAAAAUGACCAACAACACCAGAUUGUGUUUGAAGCCACCAGAGGUGCAUCAGUAAGGAGUGAUAUUGCAAUUGAUGAUAUUAUUUUUGAAAGGGGACCAUGCAGAGAAUAUGCUGAUGACCAUAUCCCCCAUCUGAGCCUCUCUGGAAAUAAUAAUGAUAUUCAGUCAAUGAAUUUUAAAUAACAAAGAGAGAAAGAAAAUAAUGUUUAAGAGAGAGAACGUAACCAUGUUACAGUACAGCUGGAGAGCAGUGUUCUGUGAGGAUGAAAGGGAAGGAGACGACUGCAUUAUUACCAUAUCUGAUCACCUGCAAACUUUCAUUGUGUAUUUGACUUAUGAACUAUUGGUUCAUUACAGUUAUGUCUUUCCUCAUGUCUGUAUCAUAUGCCUUACAGUGUUAAAGACAGAAACCAUAUUAGUCUCCUUAGGAAGUACUCCUUUUAAAGAUGUCUUAUUUGCUUGUUUUAAUUUGUACUUCAGGACAUCAUCAAGUAAAUCUGGUGAUUUUUUUUUAAUGACAAAUAAAAUCUGAAUAUGUGAAUAAACGUUAGUCCUUAAGGGUGUGAAAUGAAACGUGUAAGAGGUUUAAAUGUAGCAACCAUACCUGAUUAUCCUAUUCUUUUGUAAUAAUGACCGACUGACUGUACAUUAUCUUGCCUAUUACACAUCUGCCGAAAUACAUAAAUAAAAAUAAAUGGACAUGAAA